Messenger RNA from Actinia tenebrosa (Australian red waratah sea anemone), 12142 nucleotides. RefSeq lists its product as uncharacterized. The record is from RefSeq and is a predicted model, not a curated record. Lineage: Eukaryota; Metazoa; Cnidaria; Anthozoa; Actiniaria; Actiniidae.
CAGAUAAGGAUGACAUACGAUGUCGAUGGGCUGAAUCAAGUAAAUAUGAAUGCGCCGGCGUGUGUAAGACCUUCCCUGGAGCCAUCCUGGACGAGCGAAAAUGCCAAAUAAACUACUUGGCCAAUCAACGUAUGGGAUGGUAUGCGGUUGCCAUCAUGGUCGAAGAUUUCACAGAUCAYUUAUCAUGGACUCCUUUAAGCAGUGUUCCCCUUCAGUUCUUGGUCCAAGUUUUUAAUUCCGCUGCUAACUGCACGAGUAAACCAGAAUUCAGUGGAGAAACGAGGGCAAGUGGGUCGUGUGUUGGAGUACYUCAUAGAUCGACAUUCAAAGAGCGUCUCGUUGCUAAAAGCCAAGGCAAGGGAAACAGUAUUGUAGAAAUCAAGACGAUCAGUCCCUCUGGACUCACYAAGUCUUCUUUGGCUCAGUAUUCUGCCAACGAAUGGUACGUAAACGUGACGUGGACUCCAAGUCAAUCACAAGUCGAUCCUGUCAUAUUCUGCUACACUGCUAUUGAUGCCCAUGGGUUGUCAUCUCCCCAAAUCUGUAUUACAUUUUUAGCUGGAGUUGCACCUCCAUAUAUGGUUGAUGAUUCACACUACCCAACAGGGUUAAUUUAUCCAGACCAUUCAAAAUGGGUUAUGAGAUUUGACAAAGAGUUUGUCCGUCCAAAGAGAAGCCGAUACAUCAGGAUUUUCAGAUYAGAUGGCACCGAGGUCUACACUGUUGAUGCUUCGAUCUCCCAUGACGUCAUCUACCCGGCAGGCUCACUGGGUCGAACACUUGAGAUUAGACCGUCAUUGAGAUUCAUUGAGAAAACCACCUAUUACAUGCUUCUUGAUCCAGGGAUUGUUCAAGGAACCAGGUAUUGUGGUCCAGAAUCUCCGCCAAUGAGAGAUCCUAAUUUCUGGAGGUUUACGAUAAGGGACAUUACUCCACCUGUGGUAACCUUUUUAUCAACCCCAUAUGUGACUAACAAUUCGACAACAAUAACAUGGAAGAUUAACGAACCUGCUACUACAUUGUGUACUGUCAGUACCCCUGACGGGACAACAGUGCAAGCCUGCAAUGAAUCAUGGRUCGGAUCUGGACUCAAAGAGGGUUAUCAUUGGAUAUCAGUUACUGCUACUGACAKUGGUGAAAACACUGCUCAACCAGUUACACACUACUGGAACGUUGAUUUAACUCCGCCAGAGCCAUACCUUACCACAAAACCUCAAGCCGUUUCCAAGGAAACAUCAAGUACAUUCCAAUUCAGCUGUCGAAGAGACAGCCCUUGUUAUUAUGAAUGUUYAGUCACUMAAGAUGGCGCCAAUCCAACGUACUCGACUUGCUAUGGAUCUGGGUUCGUCGCUCGUAAUCUUGCCAAUGAUGUUGUGUACGUCUUCCGACUUAAGGCACGUGACCGAGUGCGAAAUCAGGCCCAAGUUUUGUUGUAUAAAUGGAGAGUAGAUCUUCAGCCUCCUCAAUUUUCUAGCAUUCAAUCGUCUUCAAUAAACUGUACAAGAAGUGCGAUGUCAUCAACUGUCAAUAAGCCCAACGUAACAGACAACGAGGACCCGAUGCCUGCAAUGACACACAAAGACACGCCACUACAACAUGGGUGUGGUAUAGAAAGAGUAUGGACUGCCACUGACCGAGCUGGUAACGUUGCUACAGCAAAACAGACCAUUACUAUACGUAGUUCAGUGGCUCCCGUCAUAAAUUUGAUAGGAAGUAUUGUUGUGGCGUGCCCUACGACCAACAAAAUUGAUGACGAUAUCAAAAAAACCAUUAAUGUGUCACAUCCAUGUGGAAUCCCAACCCGACUGUCUUUUACUGACUCGCUGGCUGCACUGUACUGUGGAACAACUAUUACGAGAACUUGGAGAGCGAGGGAUAAUUGUGGACAUGACGUAACAGCCGCGCAAAACAUUAAAAUCCUUGCCUUACAACUACCAAAUUAUCCCAAAAAUGGACAAGUCAACGUCGAUCUAAAUCAGUAUUUCAACUGGCCACAAUACCCGGGCGCGGUCAGCUACAGAGUGUACAUAUGGAAAUCUACAACAGCAAAGCCAACAACACCAACAGCUGCAAGAACGUCUAGGUACUUUUACACAACGUCUGGUCAGCUCCCACAUGGAACACAGAUGCGAUGGCAAAUAGAAUACGUCAGAGGUUCAGGUGAAAUCAUACCUAGCCCCGUUUGGGGGUUCGUCACGAGGCAUUUCCCAGACUUUCGAAUCGAUAGCAUUUCGUUGCCACCGAAUGCUUUCUCGGGACAGACCGUAAGUGUUUCGUGGACCGUUGGGAACAUCGGAGGAAUUGGUAACGCAGCAUUUCGUUGGCAAGAUACAAUAUACAUUGGCCGAACGACUACUUUCUCGCAGGCUAGGCGGAUGUCAACAGUUAGCCAAGRAAGGUUUCUUGCUCCAAAUGAUGCUUACGUUGGGCGCGCAACACUCCAGUUGAGAGAUGAUGAUAUUGGGGUUUUUUACGUGUUCGUUGUUACCGAUGCCUGGAAUCAGAUUCGAGAUAUUGAUCGUUCAAAUAACAGAAAAACGAGUCCUACUUCUGUCAAGGUGUCUCUGACGCCUCCACCUAAUCUUGUUGUUACAACUAUUGUGCUGCCUACUUCGUCGUUCUCAGGAAAAUCCAUACUGGUCAAGUGGAUUGUAAAAAAUCAGGGUGUUGGGAUUACCCGUAGUACAAGAUGGGUUGAUCAGCUGUAUUUUUCGAAGGAUAACAAUCUCGAUAAUGACGAUAACUACCUUGGUUCCAAAGUACAURAUGGUUUUCUAUCAGUACAUCAGACCUACACAGAAACAAUGUCAGUCAAUGUACCUCGAGCAAUAUUUGGGGACUACUUUAUCAUCGUAAAGACGGAUGCUACAGACGUUGUGUUUGAAAAUACAGGAGAAAAUGAUAACAUAAAGGCAUCCACGUCAUCUUUCAAAGUGUUCUUGUCCCCGCCUCCGGACCUCGUGGUCAGCAGUAUAGAUGUGCAAUCAAAGUUUUCCACAGGAGACACUGCUUCAAUUGCUUACCGUGUGACCAACAACGGACYGGGAACACCGUUUCAAACUUGGUGGAGGGAUCAAGUAUUACUUAUAAAUCUUCAGACGAAGGAGCGCAGAGUUAUUGCAUCACCCAUAUAUUCUGGCGUCCUGCCUUCUGGGAGCUCGUACACCAGAAAAGUGAGCUUUGACAUUCCUCCCAAGAUGAAAACAGGAAACUAUACUCUUUCUGUACACAUAGACAUCUAUAAUCAAGUUUUCGAGUUCACCUACAGAAACAAUAACAUCAUCAGCACCAACUUUACUAUCAGCCAAGCUCUUCCCGAUUUGGUUGUACCGAAAGUUACAGGAGUGGUCACCAGUGAUCCUAUUGCUACUUAUGUGCACGUCAGCUUUACAGUCCACAAUAACGGAAAGGGAACAACCUACGGAGCACCUUGGUUAGAUUUUGUGUACUUAUCCCCUUCUAAGUCUUUCUCUUGGAAUACUGCAAGAAACCUUGGUGCUGUCACAAGAAAAACMAAUUUACUUCCAAAUGAAAGCUAUGAUAUGACAGCUACAAAGUUUAGAGUACCAAGAGAUGUUUUUGGAUUAAGAUAUGUAUUCGUUCUAGUGGAUUAUUACUCAUCCGUUUUGGAACAAAAUAAUGGAAAUAAUCAAAACCAUAGCGAGGUGGUUAUCAUUCCUCAGAACUUUCCAGAUCUUGCUUUAGAGAAGUUCGAUGUGUUGAGCGGCGCAUUUGCGUAUUCCGGAGACUCCAUUAACGUCUCUUGGAUCRUUAGGAAUAACGGUUCGAGAAGCACUUUGGAGUAUUUCUGGACAGAUGUUGUUUAUUUGUCAAAUUCUACCGCGCUUGGGUUUGGGGAGAAAAAGAUAUAUGAAAUUUCUGUCCAACCAAGACUACUUCCUGGACAAGUAUACAAACACAAGGCAACUGUCUCUAUUCCAGAAAAUAUGUACGGAGACUUCUUUCUGUUAAUCAAGAUAAAUAGCAAUGACUUUCUGAACGAAAAUGGUUCCAUCGCGAACAACAAUGCUUCGACACGACUUUCUUUGGAGGAAAUGCCACUGCCAAACCUUGAGAUGGUUAAGGUGACUUAUCAGAACGAAUCCUUAGAAAAUCUUAUACAAGUUAACUGGAAGGUCAAGAACGUUGGGUACUCAAUGACGAAAAUUAAAUUUUGGACCGACCAAAUCCUUCUUUCUCCGACAACUUCAAAGUUAACCGGUUCUGGAGUCUACAACUUAGGUUCAUUGGAUAUCAAGGCCAAAUUGUACUUUCAGCAAGAAUAUAGUGCCUCUGCAACGGUUUCCAUACCACGAGGUGUUGCUGGAAGACACUAUGUCCACGUUAUUGCCAAUCAUCAAGGCAAGCUGCGAGAAAACUCUCGAGAUCAAGGGAACAAUGGACAUUUUAUAAUUUAUAUUCCUUCAGAGUCAAGCAACGGAGCCGGAUCUGGCGGCCUCAACCCUGUGCAUUUGCCCGCGUUAGAGAUCAAGUUGCACAACAACGUCCACACAAAUGUGACAUGCGAUGAUUCCUUUUUAUUUAGUUUCCAGAUUUUGAACGAAGGAAAAGGUGAUGCAAGUGUUUAUUCUUGGACGGAUKCUGUUUAUCUGUAUAGUAAAGCAAAUGGUUCGUUACAAGAGAUCAUCGACUAUGGGAAGCCUCUUGCUUCAAGGAUUCAUACUGGUGGUCUUCGGGUUAAUGCUUCGUAUACGGUGAACACAAUUAUAACUAUCUCGUGCUUUGGAAGAAUGCUUGAUGGCUAUCUAUAUGCCUUCUCCGAUGUUUACAAUCGUACAGGCUGGAACACUCCACCAAUAGCCUGUUCCAAUAAAAUUUACAUACAAACAGGCCCCUUGCCGGAUCUCCUGGGAAUCUUCAUCAACUCCUCUCUGCGAACACAGGAAGGAAUGCCUCUAAAGGCUUCAUUUAAUGUGUCCAAUUUUGGCGAAGGUUCCACGAAAAGCGGUUGGGCUUAUGCUUUGUACUUGAGUGAAGACGUUCUCCAGGAUCMAUUUGAUUUAAAAUUGGCUUCAAUUGCCACAAACCUUCUCCUAGCACAAAACAGAUCUGUGUUGCUGGAGGCAACUAUAUUUAUACCCUACGACAUGGUUGGUAGCGACUAUUAUCUCCUGCUGGAAGUGGACAGUGGUAACCUGGUGUAUGAACUCAAUGAAGACAACAAUGUGGCUUAUGUUCUGCUUAAGAUACAAAAUACAGUAAGAACAGACAUACUGGUGUCCUCGGUAACAACUUCACCCAUGACACUCAAGUUGGGGUCAGAUAUUAAGGUGGAUUGGACUCUCAGGAACAAUGGUACUCAGAUAGCCAAAGGRUACAARUGCGAUACAGUUUACCUUUCUSAAGAURAAGUUUGGCAAAUAGAUGAUACAGAGGUUGCACAACCCAAAUGUGAAUUUACAUCGCUGCURCCAUACAAUAACGGSGUUAAUCGGGACAGGGCGUUUUCCUUACAGAAGCCCUUGCCRCUUGUUGCGCAGGGUCAAUAYCGYGGACUAGUAAARAGCCGUAGUAACAUACGAGAUCCUUUCCCUAACAACAACAUCAAGGCGGGACCAAAAAACAUCAACGUGACAUUUCCAUUGUUGAGCCUUGGAAGCUGUGUUGAAGCAGACAAUGGAAUAUCGGUGUUUAUUAUCAACGACGUACCACCCGAGAUGACUUUGAUCGUUACAGCACGUGUAAACGUAGUGACAUCAUUCCAAGACUUAUAUCUACGACRUAAUAAGCCUGCCUCUUCUUAUCAUUAUGAUGGAAAAUCAAAGUUUGCCAUGUCUYCCAAGCAAGAUGCGUUGGUAACCCCCACAAAGAAAGGUUCUUAUUAUGUCAUGCUUCAAAGGAACGACCAAACUCCAGCCCCUGGUGUCAAAUCAAGAGUCUGUGCAAAACUUGCCAAGUUUGAAAUCUUGAACAUUUUUCCAACUACUGUUGCUCCACUUGGAAAUGUAACGUUACGAGUUGAAGGCACGUUGUUCGGCUGGAAACUGGAGGUGUUUUUGAUAAGUAAAGAUGAAGAAAUAAAAAUAAAAGCAAAGCGAGUCUAUCGUUUCAGUUCCAUGUUGUUGUACGCCACUUUUAACGUACAAGGAUUAACUGAAGGCAAAACAUUUCGUUGCAAAAUUAYAGACACGGCUAAGAAUGCGAAUGCUGUUUUCAAGGACCCUGUAAAUGUUACCAAUGGGGUACCUGGAAAACUAACAGUUACCAUGAAUCGACCCCAAGCCAUUAGAUUACUCGAUACAGGUGAUAUAACARUCAGUUACCAAAAUAUUGGGGACACAGAUCUUUCGAGUCCUAUAAUAAUGUUUAGUGCAAAUGAAAAGUCUUUACUGAGGUAUGUACAAGAUGGACUACAACCAAGUACUUAUGACAAGUCUCUUUUCGUUGUCGCGCAGCCUUUAGAAGGUCCUGGAGGAAUAUUACCACCAAAGUCUUCMGGAAGAUUGAGAUUCCAGGCAAAGMACMUUCCAGGUAGCGGAACUGGAAGGUCAAAGCUCAGUGUGCGGUCCUUGCUGGACAACGACGAACCUCAUCUGUUUAUGGAAAGCAAAGRUGAACUCAAACCAAACCAUCUYUCAGAUGACCUAUGGGAACCUGUUUGGAARAACUUUCUGUCGUCUGUAGGAACGACUCAAAAGUCAUUUAAUCGUCGAUUAUCAAGUGUUGCGACACAGAUGAGUCUGGAUGGAAGGAGAUUACACAUGGUUGAUGAACUGGUUAAGUUUCAAUUGGACUUUGCAAAUGGUGUCCAAAGUGGACAUGCACUUCUAGAUAUUAUUGAUGUAGCGGAUCAAUCUUCCUCRAGCCUGCUGACUCUUCGUCUGGAACGCAUAUACAGUCCAUUCUUGACACGCCGUCGCGGAAAGGGAAUAUUCGGAGUUGGAUGGAUUGCUCCUUGGUGUGAAACUUCGGUAAACUUUACGAACAGCUCCGUAAUCCAAAUCCUUCAUAUGAGGGACAUGAUAACAUUCCAGCUGGUAAAAACUGGGUUCUUCUUGGCUGAUAGAAAUCGAAACAUCGAAAUCAAACAUAAUGAUAUGAUUGUCAACGGCGUCGCGUCCGACGAAUCAGAGCAACUCGUCUUUGACUUACAAACCAAGAAGUUAAAAGAAAUCCGUCGGGUGAAUGCGGAAAAUGAGACAAUAAACGUGACUUCCUACACAGCAGACAAUAUGCCAAGUCAACUGGAACAUUCAACAGGAGGAUCGAUUACUAUUGACUUUAACUCUCGUGGGCUUGUGAGGAAGGUCGUGCUGAUUCAGUCUAAUGGAGAACGAUUAGUAAGCUUGUACACAUACGACCCAGAAGUUCCUCUUCUCUCAUCCAUAACCUCUGAUGAGAAGACGUCGAGUUUUUCAUACACCAGCAAUCAAGACCUGGAAAGUGUGACAUACCCUAACGGCGCAACACUUCGCUACACAUACAAUCCCGACACUGGCUUUUUAGAGAAAAUUGUGGGGUUAACACCCGAGGGGCAAACAUCAAAGGCUGUGGAGUUCCAGUACAAUUGGGAUGGUUUAGUCAAAGUCAUCAAUUUGGUGGAUAACAGCAGUACGACGUUUGCUUUUGAUGAGACCAUGAAUGCGUUGUCAAUCACUGGGAACGAUGGGAUACCCUUUCGUACUCGAACUACGAUAUCUGGGAGCACUAUAGUCAAAAGUCUCAUUCAUGGAGAUCAGGUUGUCRARCAAGAAACCUUGGAUACAGAUAAAAUGACGUUACAAGUUGAAGAUGCCAACGGUGAUAAAGUCAUAUACUUGUUUGAAAAUGAUGGCAUUCCUCAGAACAUCACUGAUGCCGCAGGGAACGUCUUUAGAUUCAGUUACGAUAACACCACAAAGCGUCUCUCAGAAUCAAGGUUUCCUGAUGGGACCAGGGAAAUGUUUAGCUAUGACACCAAUAAGAACAUGAAAAGUAAAASAACGAGAAAUGGAAAACAAAUUCUUUAUGAACAUGGAGAGAAAGGGAAUUUGGUCAAAAAGUCCGUCCCCGAUGUUGGUCCAACCUACUACUUACAGGAUUCACGAGGAAACAUCAUCAUGGCGACAAAUAAGGAAGGAACGGUCACGCUGCGUUACAAUCGUGACAACAAACCAACAAGCGUUACCUAUCCCGAUGGGCGUCACCUUGAGUACAGAUAUAACAAGAAUGGUCAAAGAAUAGGCUUGUCUGAGAACUCUACAGGCUAUAACGUAACCUAUCACUAUGACAACUACAAUUCUCUCUCAGAAGUCCGCACUACUGGACCUGGGAGAACCCAAACGCUUCUUAGAAUAGAAUAUGACGCAGACGGAAAGCUGAAGAAAAGGAUUCUCGGAAAUAAUGGGUAUUCGGAAUACUUCUAUUAUCCGGAAACCAAAAGGCUACGUAAACUGUCCAAUGUAUUACCAUUUGGGAAUAUUUCAUCAAGUUUCGAGUACGAUUACGAUGACAAGGGAAGACCUAUAAAAAUCACUUCGAAGGACGGGAUUCGUUUAUUCGCGUAUGACGCAGCUUCUCAACUAGUUGGUUGGACAGAUGUCAUGAAAAAUGGCUCCAGAUACACACAUACAUACGAGUAUGACAGUCGUGGAAACAGGGUCUUCUCCACCAAUGGUGGCCACAGAGAGAACUAUGAGAGCAACAAUGUCAACCGGUACAUGUCAGUCGGGAAUAACAAGUUUAUUUAUGACAAGAACGGUAAUAUGCUCUCUAAAAAGAACACAAAAUCACGUGCCAAGGAUGUGAAGUAUGUGUUCAGCGAGGAGAAUGUGUUGCUACAAACAGAGACAGCGAACGAAAGGUGUGACUACGUCUACGAUUUACUGGGGAACUUGUACAAAAAGAAGUGUACCAGCGGCGAGACUCGUUAUGUUAUCGAUCCAUUUGGUAUCUUCGGCAGCAACAUGAUCGCCCAGAUUUCAGGAGGAAUAUCAGACUUUUUUGUUCACUCGGAGCAAGGAAUACUGGCUCGAUUAAACUGGCAUGGCUCUGCAACUUACUACGAAUUUAGCGGAGAAGGCUCGGUAACUGGGCUUAUUGGGCCAAAUGGAGAGCACCUCAACUCUUAUCAGUACGAUCCAUUUGGAAAGAUCAUGUACUCCCAUGAAACUGUGUCUAACGAUUUCCUAUUUGUUGGACAAUGGGGCGUGGUAGGAGAGAAGGGCAUCCCGUUCCUGUACAGGAUGCGAGAAAGAUUUUACGAUGCAGAGAUUGGUAGAUUUAUGAGCUACGACCCAUUAGGCUACAAAACCCUCGACACCAAUCUCUACCAAUACGGCAACAACAACCCUAUGCUGUUUAAAGAUCCCCAAGGACGUUUUGCUGUUUCGUUGUUGGCAUCUGGUGGAUCUGGAGUUUUUUGGUAUGGCUUGGAUAAGAUAUCAAAGGGGGAAAAAAUUACUCCUGGAGGAAUUGUGGGAUCGUUUGUUUCCGGUGCUAUUACUGGUACAGUGAAAACGUUCAACCCAUACGCAAAUGCAGCAAUAGGUGGAGUAGCCGCUGGUAUCCAGUAUAGAAUUGAGAACUUCAUUGAUGGCAAACCCUACAAUAAUAAGGAUUUUCACGUUUCUGUUAUUAAAGGAACGAUACCUUCUAUUGUCAGCAAAAUAGUUAUUAUCGAUCGACUGGUGGACAGAUAUCGUAAACAAAUAGAGGAGGCGAAGAAAAAAAUUAAGGAAGCGUGUGAGAAAGUAAAGACGAAGUGGCGAAACACCAAGGAAUAUAUCAAUGACAUCAUAGAAUGGAUGCGAUCGAUUGACCCGAACGACAUAAUCGGGCCGACAGGGUUCGGAGAUUCUCGGUUUAUUGCCGAAGAUACCUUACUGGACUACAUGAUACGCUUCGAGAAUGAUCCAAAUGCCACUGCGCCUGCGCAACGAGUUGUUAUCACACAUAAGUUGGACCAGGAUCUCGACCCGAGGACCUUCAGGAUUGGUUCGUUUGGUUUUGGUAACUUUACCAAAGAGCAACCUCCCAGUCCUUUUCUACAGGAAACACUUGAUUUUUCGAACGACAGAAAUCUACUAGUGCGAGUUACAGCAGGUAUUGACGUGGUUCAGAACGAGGCGACUUGGGACCUACAGAGCCUCGACCCCAGGACAGGUGAGCCACCACGUGACCCUAGGCGUGGAUUUCUGCCUCCCAACAACGGGACAACAGGUCAAGGAUACGUGACGUUUAGCGUUCGUGUCAAGAGUGGUGUAAAACCGCUGACCAGGAUCGAUGCUAAAGCAAGCAUUGUAUUCGACCGCAACGAAGCUAUCGACACUCCACCGAUAUUCAACACGAUCGAUAACUCAGAGCCCAACACUAACCUGACUGUACUACAAGACCUUCUAAAGAAAGGAUCCCUGGCAGUGGUUCUAGACAAASAAGACAUUGGUACUGGUGUGCAAUCGGUGGACAUUUACUAUCAACAAGUACAAGGUGAAGAAAUGAGUCGUCUUAUGCAUCCAAGCUUCAAGCAACUUCUAGAUGACGUCACUGAGGAUACCGUUAUCCUACCAUUGGCUCCUGGGAAGUCUUAUCGACUAGUUACGUCAACAGUAGAUCACGUGGGAAACAAGAGAGGCCUGGAAUUUUCGCGGUCAAUAUUUGUUGAUUUUCCAGAAAGGAUAGGAUCCUGUUCACAUCUUAACAAUUGCUCAGAUCACGGCACCUGUUCCAUGUUCAGCGUUUGUAUCUGUGAGAGACGCUUCUACGGUAUGAACUGUUCACAAGAAAAGCCGYCUCUUGCGCCCCCAGUUCUUGAGGCAUGGACCAGCGGUGGUACAGAGGAUAAACCUAUUCCCAUGUAUUUGUUCGCUCGUGUUGGUAACGUCACGAUUGAAGAUCCCAUAUUAUCCCUCAACAUAACCAUACUUGGUCUGCCGGAGUCAUUUAUAAUUAGCCGAGGCAUGCGCAGUGGGGAAACAGUUCUUUUACGCAAAGAAGACUUUGGAAACAUGACUUUGACCCCUGCGAAAGACUUUGCAGGGAAUUUAACUCUAAAUAUUUCGGCAGAGCUUAAGACGGAAUACGAGGAAUCGCUUACAACGACCCUUUUGCCAUUCAGUGUCACUGCACGAGCCGAUGUGCCAAAUCUCAUUACCCAAGACGCAUGCGCAACUAAUAUAUCCAAUACGACGUGGACUAUACCGCUGUUCAUAAAUAGUUCGCUUACUGACAUCGAUGGCUCAGAAAGUCUGUCGGUCACGUUGUCAGGGUUACCUGAUGGUUACGAACUAAACAAAGAACCCGAGAAUGGGACGCAUGCGCAAUACUUAGAACCUGCUUCUCUUACCGGAUUGGUCGCUCAGCACGAGGGAAUGUUUAAACCGUUUCUUCUAAAAGUCGUGGCAGCUUCUGUAGAGAAAUCAAACGGGGACAGCGUGAAUGUCACGCGGAUGAUUAACGUCACAAGAUGCAUUGUAAAAUUUACAUGUUAUGCAGUCAAUAACUGCUCUAAUCAUGGAGUCUGUGUUGCACCAGACGAGUGCAGGUGCGAGACGGGAUACGCAGGAUCAGAUUGCUCUGAAGAGUCUGGCGUGACCGAGAAAAUGCAAAUAGAUAUGAUCAUAGGAAUUAUAUUGGGCGGUGUGCUCUUUUUAAAUUUGAUGGUCCUGGUGAUCUGUUGUUUGAUCCAAUUAAAGAAAGAUCAAGCGAAGAACAAAAUAUCCACCAGGAAUACAAGGCGAAAUAUGCAAUCCCAGUACAAUAAUCCCAGUUUCGCACCACUCUGAAUAUGAGCAACAGCAUAGUUGGUGUAGCAGUACUAGUCCGUAAAAAAAUAGCUGAAAUAGGUAUGUACUGGUGACCAUAGCUAAUUGAGGGGAAUGAAUUCUCCUCUAUUAGCUAUGCGUGAGCCAGGCAAGUGUAUAGGGUCCAAAAUGCAGGUAGCAUUAGAGCUACUGAACUAGAAGGCUUUUAGCGAGACUGAGAACAGAAUGGUUUAGAAAACGGUCAGGAACGACUAACCAUAAAUAUCAUAAAUGUUGAAUCACUCUUUUUCAAGGACUCUCGGAAUUCGCACAUCGGAAUUCGGGAUACUAUUCCGCACUAUUUUACCAUAAAGCAAGAUAAGCGCACUAACUUCCUCUAAUCUUCCGAUGCUUUGUAGGCUGAUCUUAGACAAAAAACAAGAGAGAGGGCGAAAAACGAA